CAGACCCAUUUAUACGUUGAAGUUUGUACGAUGAACAUCAUCAGCCAGUCUCGUUAGGCGAAUGCAUCAGAGACAGUGAGUGUUUUGUGAACGUGAACACACCGAAUGAAGCAAUAAAUAACAUAGACGAAAUUUUGUUGGUUGAUUUGCUUUAAUAAUUUGGAACAUUUUAAAUGAUGAAAACAAAUGUGAUUCAAUUAAAAUUGAACGAGCGAUCGAGUGCAAUUGGUCCAUGAGUUAUGUGCAUUUUACCUUUAGUUUAACAAAAAAACAAUUCAACUAAAUUAAAAGUCGACAGAAACAACAAAAAAGAUUAUUAUAAAUAGUUUCUUUUCGGUUUGGUACAGAGAAGAGAAGAAAGAAAAAAAAACUUUACAUUUUAAAAAAAGGACGUCUGGCGCCUGAUUCAGACUACGCGCCAUCAAUUAUAUGUAUGAUUUUAACCGGACGUCGAAUCAACAUCAUCAAAUUUACAAAUUCAAAUUAAAAUAAUAAACUGAAAAACGUUCAGUUCGCUUCUCGGAUUGAUUUUUUUCUUCUUCUCUCAUCAAAUGUGUGUAAUUUGAAUUUUGAAGCGAAUCAGAAAAAAAGAGUUCAAAUUGAAAAGUUUUUCGGGAUUAUUUUGAAUCGGUGGAUUUUGUUUUAUUAUAUUUAAAGAGCACAAACAUUUAUACAACACAUACAUUUCGUGUAUACGCCGUGGAACCAUACAAACAAUUUUACAUUCAUAAACGAAAACAUAUAAAAGUUUUAAAAUUGAUAUGUGCCAAAAUAAACCACUCAAAGAAAGCAAUAAAUAGUCUGCGUAUGUACGGCACAUUCGUGAUUUUUCGAUCGAGAAAAACCAUCAUCAAUCGAAAUGUAAUCUAACAAGUUGAUGUUUGAUAUAUUUAUAUAUUUUGAGUAGUUAAUAAGACAUUGGCUGGAGAAACAAAAAAAAAGUUUUCCUGGACAAGUUGUUUUCGUUGGAGUAUAACUUGUGCUUUUGCGUUCAAUUUUGUCAACACAUCAGCAAUAACGAGUGAAGAUGAUGACGGUCAUUAGCGGCCUCACAACACUGUUACUCAUCGCAACAGUUAUUCCACCAUUUUUAUGUGCUCGUCGGAAAGGGGACUCAAUUAUGGAAAUAAUGAACACGCGUCACAUUGAACGACGCCUGAACGCUUCUCGCGAAGAAAAGCGGGCCCUACUGCAAAAUGAUUUAGAUGAAGAUCCAGUCGACGCAACCGGUACGGAUAUGUACCAAACUCCCGAAGUGUCAAUUGAUUUCAAUCUAAGCCAUCGACGACCAUCGAAUCGUCCCAUGGAUGCCCUGCUCAUGCACUACAACGACACAUAUAUUCCGUACACACCAUCCGUGUCCUCAUUACCCGACACUGACAUUUUAGCCGACCUGCAAUCGUAUCGGGGUGACAAGUUGCUGAAAUCCAGCAAAAAUGCUUUGUUUGUUACGCGAAAGGAAUAUUUGAAAAAGGAUUGGUGCAAAACGGAGCCACUUAUUCAACGGGUGCGCGAAGAUGGAUGCCUUAGUCGGAACAUUAUGAACCGAUUCUGUUACGGUCAAUGCAACUCAUUUUACAUUCCAAAAAGUCCGAAACGAAAUCGAAUGACCCAGCUGAAACGGUUGUACAAUUCGAUAAAUGAACUGGAGCCGGAAGAUUUAACAGAAGCCGCGUUUCGAUCGUGUGCAUUCUGCAAACCAAAGAAAUUGACAUGGAUUACGGUAACGUUGCGGUGUCCGUCUUUAAUACCACAAUUGAGACGAAAGAAAAUUCAAAGAAUAAAACAAUGUAAAUGUAUUGCAGAGCCGCUAAAUUAAGAGUGGCUGAUGGAAAUUGGUCAACAACAAGUAUUUUGAGAUUGAUUUAGUAGGCAGACAAUGAUUCAUAUUAAGUUAAGAAAUAGAAAAUUCCGACUCAUCCUCAAAAUAAUUUUGAGUUUAUUUUGCUUUCCCAGGUAAGUAUAACUUACAUUAUGCGUACUUUAACCUCUUAGCAAGCAUAUGACCAGUAUUAUUAUUAUCGAAUCUAUUACUUCCAU
Bradysia coprophila is the source of this 2040-nucleotide messenger RNA. RefSeq lists its product as uncharacterized. The record is from RefSeq and is a predicted model, not a curated record. Gene Ontology annotation, biological process: animal organ morphogenesis. Lineage: Eukaryota; Metazoa; Arthropoda; Insecta; Diptera; Sciaridae. Gene Ontology annotation, molecular function: BMP binding; receptor ligand activity.